This is a messenger RNA of Cuculus canorus (common cuckoo), 3478 nucleotides long. It is a transcript of the gene COIL, whose product is annotated as coilin. Lineage: Eukaryota; Metazoa; Chordata; Aves; Cuculiformes; Cuculidae. Gene Ontology annotation, biological process: spliceosomal snRNP assembly. Gene Ontology annotation, molecular function: U2 snRNA binding; U1 snRNA binding. The coding region runs from base 55 to 1869 and encodes 604 amino acids. The transcript has 6 exons. Gene Ontology annotation, cellular component: Cajal body. The record is from RefSeq and is a predicted model, not a curated record.
UGUCCCACGCACGGCGCCGUACCUACUCUCUCUUCCCCGCCUUCUCCCGCCAAGAUGGCGGCGCCCGGCGGCGGCCCCGUGCGGCUGCGGCUGCACUUCGAUUACCCGCCUCCCGGCAGCCCGGGCUGCGCGCUGUGCUGGCUGCUGCUGGAGCCCAGCCAGGUGCGCCUCGUCACCGACCUCAUCAGCCUCAUCCGCCACCGGUUCGGCUUCAGCCGGCGGGCCCGCCUCAGCCUUUACCUGGAGGGAGCGCUGCUGCCGCCCACCGAGAGCGCCCGCCUCGUGCGGGACAACGACUCGCUCCGCGUAAAAUUGGAAGAGAUAGUCGCAGAGGAUUAUGAAGAGAUAGAGGAUGGCUUCUCUCGCGCACCAAAAGAAGACAAAAAAAAGCGUAGACAAAAGCAGGAGGAAUUGUCUGAAAAUGAAGAUGAUGGGCAUAAAAGGGAAAAGAAGAAGAAUAAGCAUACUGAGUAUUCCUCUUGUAGGGAAGAGAGCUCUGUAGAUAUUCAGGACUCUCAGAAAAGGUACAUAAAAAGAAAAAGAAAGGAAGAAGUUAGUGGGAAAAGUAGGCUCACAGAAGGUAAGGAAGAGAGUCCUGCUGACCAAAUGAAAAAGCUUAGAAAGACAGAGAAACAGCUGACAACAAAAAAGAAGGAUGAAAAGCAGGCAAAGGCAGCUGCAGCAAAGAUGGGUUUAAAACAGGCAAAUGAGAACAUUUCUCUAAGUUCUGGUAAAAAAAUCACAACCCAGUCUGGAAAAACAAAGGUGGGAUCUUCACGUUCCUCCAGCACAUCGUCUGACAGUGACAACAAUGAUUUAAAUGUAAAGCAAAAUAAAUCUUCCCAUAAACCUGUAGUGGCAACAUUUCCCAAGGACAAAUCCCAAGCUGCUACAAAUUCUGGUGUGAAAACUGUUGCUUCCAAUAAAGUGACUGUGAAGUCUAACACUGAAAAUUCCGCUAAGACUGCAAUUAGUAAAAAUGCUAAAAAAUCACAGUCCUCUAGUUCAGAUUCGGACUCGAGUACAGAGGAUGAGAAAGUGGCAACAGCACAAGACAGGACUGUGAAGGAAAAGUCACUGCCAAACAAUGCAGCAGCUGUAAAAAACAGUACCACCAAGGCUCCCAAAGCAAAGACCUCCUCUUCAGAGUCUGACAGUUCAGAUUCAGAAACACUUGUUAUUAAAAAAUCCACAGCAAAUACUGGACUGAUUAAUUCCAUAGGAAGAAACUGUACUAAACAGUUGCCAACCAGCACUCGAGGACCAACUGCCAGCCCAGGCCGUGGAAGGGGGCGUGGGACAGGAGAGAAUAACUUCUGGAGAUCAUGGGGCCGUGGGUUUCGUGGGAUGAUGAGGGGCCAAGGCCAUGGGAGAGGAGCAAACCCAGGCUUCUUCUAUAACUACAGCAGUGAAGGCCAGAAACAGAGGCAGUUAAAUGAAACUGCAACAAACUCUUCUGUUCUUGUGCAGAAUCCCGCGGAGGUCCCUAAGAGAGACUAUAGCGUGUUACCUCUUCUAGCUGCUCCACCACAAGUAGGAGAAAGAAUUGCCUUUAAGCGCUUGGAACUAACUGAAAAUUACAGUCCUGAAGUUUCAGACUAUAAGGAGGGGAAAAUAAUCAGUUGGAAUGCUGAUAAAAAGCAGAUUGAGCUCGAGAUCCUUUCAUCACCAGCAGGACAAAUUGCUAAAGAGCCAGGAAAAUUUGAUCUGGUUUACCAGUCUGCAGAUGGAGCAGAACUGAUUGAGUACGCCGUUCCUCAGGACACAAGGGUACGUGGGUGUCCUCUUCUGAAGCCUGUUACGAGUUUCCCAUACCUGACACAUGCCCUGCUUUAUGACUCUGUCAUCUCAGUGAGAUUCCCUUUAUAAUAAUGCAUCUGAUUAAAAUUAACAGAAGCAAAUAAUUGUUCCUUUCUAGCGAGAAUGUGCGUGAUUACAAGAUAAGAACUUCUUGCAUGUUAUACAAUUAACUAGAUUGAAAAAACAGACUGUACCUUUUGUUUUGGCUAAUAAAACAAACCAUAUCAUGUCUAGACAGAGUUUCAGUUCUUACAAGGUUAUUAAUUUCAUGCACUGCUCUUCUUACCCGCAUCUUUCCUCACUCAGGACGUCAGGCAGGUUGAGGGUCAUGAAGAAGAUCAAUGCAUCACAGGAAGGAUCUGUGAUCUUUGCUCAGCAGUGCUGUGGUUCAAGUCGAGACAAAGCACAACGUAGCAGUAAUUCCAUCUGCCUGUGUAGCUGCUGUGCACUAACUACUGUCUGCAUUUUGGUUUCAGAUAACUGAAAAUUGGGAUGCGCUGAUAGAGCCCAGACUGAUUGUUGAGCCUCUGGUUAACGGAUCCAGCACUGAAAAUGGAACAAGCUAAGAUGUGAAUAAAUGUAAAUAGUUGUACGGACUUGUUUUGUGAAAUGCUGCCUUCUAGUUCUGAGGGCAGCAGCUGUACUGGUGGUUGUUUUUAAUAAACUGUUUUAAAACUGGAACUAUGCCGAAAGAAAAAGAAACAUUUUUUUCUUAGUAUGUGUUUUUCUGUAAUACAGGAAUACUUUGUUAUAGCAGGUCUGUACUAUAGAUCCGUUGGAUUUCUUAUCUUAAUAGAAGCUUAGUAACAAUUUUUGUAUCUUACUGCUGCCGCUGGAAUGGUUUGAUCAAAAGGAUAAGAUCUGACCUUGUACUGUAAGUAAAUCCAUUUAAGUGUCUGGGUAUAAUUAAGCUGUAUAAUUGCUAUAGGGAGGCAGCUUGCUGUAAGGAUAAUUAAAAACAACAUUUAAAAAUGGAAUAUAAAUAUUGUCGAUGUGCAUGUCUCUUCCUCUGCAGCUGGAGAGCAUGAUACAAACAGGUCACCAGGUGGUGGCAAUGAGCUUCACUGAUACCUCUGCUGAUAUCUGCAUCCAGGUGGCACUUGGACUCGUAGUACUUGCAGCUGCACACGUCUUACCAUGUAAGAUAAUCCCUGUCUUGGGUUGCCGGCUCUUAAACAGAAGAUAUGGAGAAAAAAAAACACCCUAGAUACAAACACACACCUGAAAAAUUACAUCAUGGUUCAGCUUAUCUACUCCGACUAGUGCAUGAUUACCUUAAAAUACUGCACACCUCUGCACUAUCCCUAUUAAAAUGUCUUGUUUCAGAAGGAAUUGCUUAUAUAUGAGUAAAACUAAUUUAUGUAUUGUGGUUCUCUUCAGUUGCCAUUAUUUGGUGUUAGAAUUUGGUUUUUAGAGAAGUGGACGGUUUGAUUCAUAUGUGGAUAUUCUUGCAAACUGGACAAAAAGAAAAUUCCAGAUACUCCAGCACCGUCAUGCUAAGAUAGUUUGGAUUAAUGGGAAGAAUUUUUCUAAAGGAAGCAACUGUUAAUUUGUAUGAAAUGGCAAAAGCUAAAUGCAGGUAUUUCAGAAUGUUUCAGAGCAGGAUUUGUCUCUUGUUCCAUUGCCUACAGUACAUUUUGGGUAUAAAUUAAAUGGGUACAGAGUCCUUCUGGCUGUG